Aspergillus melleus is the source of this 1809-nucleotide messenger RNA. RefSeq names its product ER oxidoreductin (gene ERO1). Gene Ontology annotation, biological process: protein folding in endoplasmic reticulum. Gene Ontology annotation, cellular component: endoplasmic reticulum membrane; endoplasmic reticulum. NCBI's taxonomy places the organism in Eukaryota, Fungi, Ascomycota, Eurotiomycetes, Eurotiales, Aspergillaceae. Bases 1 to 1809 code for a protein of 602 amino acids. The record is from RefSeq and is a predicted model, not a curated record. The transcript is spliced from 3 exons. Gene Ontology annotation, molecular function: FAD binding; protein-disulfide reductase activity; thiol oxidase activity.
AUGCGCUCCGCAGCCAAGGUCUUUUACUUGGCUGUUUUUGCCUUUCUAAACCUCACCUCCGCCAAUCAUGGCGGCCAUGAGCAAUCCAAACUUGAAGUGGACACCUGCGCUAUUGACCCUAGUGCCACGGUGUCCGACGCCUGCGUUUCCUAUGCCUCCAUUAACCAGAUGAACGACCAAGUCUACACGAUCCUUCAAUCCCUUACUCAAGAAACCGAUUUCUUCUCCUACUACCGCCUCAACCUAUUCAACAAAGUCUGCCCAUUCUGGCAAGACUCCGACAGCAUGUGCGGGAACAUCGCCUGCUCCGUGACGACGAUCGAAUCGGAAGAAGACAUCCCGUUGACGUGGCGCGCGGAGGAACUGAGUAAACUCGAGGGUCCCAAGGCCGGCCAUCCCGGUCGGAAGCUACAAAAGGAGCGACCAAAGGAUCGACCCCUCCAGGGCAUGCUGGGAGACAACGUCCGGGAGAGCUGUGUGGUCGAGUAUGACGACGAGUGUGAUGAGCGGGAUUACUGCGUCCCCGAGGACGAGGGAGCUAGCAGCAAGGGGGACUAUGUCAGUUUGGUGGACAAUCCGGAGCGGUUCACGGGAUACGCUGGAGCCGGGGCCCGGCAACUCUGGGAUGCGGUCUACCGUGAGAAUUGUUUCCUGAAGCCGGUUCCGGAGCUGGAGUCGUCUCCGAACCCUCAGUGGGGAGGGCUGGAGGCCGUCAAUGACUUCCGUAAUGUGAUUCAGAAGGAACUGAAGCAUGCGGAGGGGUUGCCUCUAGACAAUGAGUGUUUGGAGAAGCGCGUCUUCCAUCGUGUCAUUAGUGGAAUGCACGCCUCGAUUUCGACGCAUCUCUGCUGGGAUUACUUCAACCAAACGACGGGACAGUGGCAUCCGAAUCUGCAGUGCUUCAAGGAGCGACUGCACGACCACCCGGAGCGGAUUUCCAACUUGUACUUCAACUACGCACUCGUGUCUCGGGCUGUGGCGAAACUACGGAAGCACCUGGAGGGAUACACCUACUGCACCAGCGAUCCUCUCCAGGAUGCUGAAACGAAAGCGAAGGUAUCCACGCUCACCAAAGCUCUUGCCGACCGGCCCCAGAUUUUCGACGAGAAUAUCAUGUUCCAGGAUCCCAGUGCCAUCGGCCUGAAGGAAGACUUCCGCAACCGAUUCAGGAACGUCAGCCGCUUGAUGGACUGCGUGGGGUGCGACAAAUGCCGACUCUGGGGUAAGCUCCAGGUCAACGGGUACGGGACCGCCUUGAAGGUCUUGUUCGAAUACGACGAGACGAAGAACGGCGAGAACCCCUUGCUUCGGAGGACCGAGUUGGUGGCUUUGGUCAACACCCUGGGCCGCAUUUCGCACAGUCUGGCCGCUGUUCGCAGUUUCCACCGCGCCAUGGAUCUGAACGACGGUGAAGUGUUUGCCAUCCAAGCGGCUCCGGGCUCGCGACAGAAGAACCCCACUGGCGGGAACACGAAACGGCUUUAUAAAGAUGGUGGUUCGACUUUCUACUAUGAAAAUGACGAAGACGAUUUCGCAUACGCCACUGAAAAGCUACCGUGGGAGCGAGCCAGAGCGCGACGUGAGACUGACACGGUCAUGGACGACAUCAAGGCCGAGUUUGCCGUGGUAUGGGACACCUUUGUCUACGUUGGGAAGUCAUGGCUCAAUGCUCCUCGAACUAUAUGGGACAUUUGUGUCCUGGAGAUCAACCGGCUCUGGAGUUAUUGGUUGGGUCUUCCAGUGCCUCCGCGCUCCUGGAGAAUCCGGCUUCCUGGUACUCCGGUAGCCAACAGCCGUGAUGAGCUAUGA